Molecule: messenger RNA, 984 nt
Organism: Felis catus (domestic cat)
Lineage: Eukaryota; Metazoa; Chordata; Mammalia; Carnivora; Felidae
Gene: GNRHR
Product: gonadotropin releasing hormone receptor
Exons: 3
Coding region: 1-984 (327 amino acids)
Biological process (GO): G protein-coupled receptor signaling pathway
Cellular component (GO): membrane
Molecular function (GO): gonadotropin-releasing hormone receptor activity; peptide binding
Source: RefSeq, marked provisional
AUGGCAAGUGCCCCUCCUGAACAGAAUCAGAAUCACUGCUCAGCCAUAAACAACAGCAUCCCACUGAUGCAGGGCAACCUCCCCACACUGACAUUAUCUGGAAAGAUCCGAGUGACGGUUACUUUCUUCCUUUUUCUACUCUCUACAACUUUUAAUGCUUCUUUCUUGUUGAAACUUCAGAAGUGGACUCAGAAGAAAGAGAAAGGAAAAAAGCUUUCGAGAAUGAAGAUGCUUUUAAAACAUCUGACCUUAGCCAACCUGUUGGAGACUCUGCUUGUCAUGCCACUAGAUGGGAUGUGGAAUAUUACAGUUCAAUGGUAUGCUGGAGAGCUCCUCUGCAAAGUUCUCAGCUAUCUGAAGCUUUUCUCCAUGUAUGCCCCAGCUUUCAUGAUGGUAGUGAUCAGCCUAGACCGCUCCCUGGCCAUCACGAGGCCUCUAGCUAUGAAAAGCAAUGGCAAGCUCGGACAGUCCAUGAUUGGCUUGGCAUGGCUCCUCAGUAGUAUCCUUGCUGGACCACAGUUAUACAUCUUCCGGAUGAUCCACUUAGCAGACAGCUCUGGGCAGACAGAUGGUUUCUCUCAAUGUGUCACACAUUGCAGUUUUCCACAAUGGUGGCAUCAGGCCUUUUAUAACUUUUUCACCUUCAGCUGCCUCUUCAUCAUCCCUCUUCUCAUCAUGUUAAUCUGCAAUGCAAAAAUCAUCUUCACCCUGACACAGGUCCUUCAUCAAGAUCCCCACAAAUUACAACUGAAUCAAUCUAAGAACAAUAUACCAAGAGCUCGGCUGAGGACCCUAAAGAUGACAGUUGCAUUUGCCACUUCAUUUACUGUCUGCUGGACUCCCUACUAUGUCCUAGGAAUUUGGUACUGGUUUGAUCCUGAAAUGUUAAAUAGGGUGUCAGAUCCAGUAAAUCACUUCUUCUUUCUUUUUGCUCUUUUAAAUCCAUGCUUUGAUCCACUUAUAUAUGGGUAUUUCUCUCUGUAA